Tachysurus vachellii is the source of this 1377-nucleotide messenger RNA. RefSeq names its product zona pellucida glycoprotein 3c (gene zp3c). Gene Ontology annotation, cellular component: extracellular matrix. The record is from RefSeq and is a predicted model, not a curated record. Lineage: Eukaryota; Metazoa; Chordata; Actinopteri; Siluriformes; Bagridae. The coding region runs from base 1 to 1323 and encodes 440 amino acids. The transcript is spliced from 8 exons. Gene Ontology annotation, biological process: egg coat formation; positive regulation of acrosome reaction; binding of sperm to zona pellucida. Gene Ontology annotation, molecular function: acrosin binding.
AUGUUACUGAAGGUUGUGGUUCUCUUGGUGGGGAUGAGCUACAUGGUGAGUCCUUCAUUUUUUGUGACUAACACUGCAUCAGAUGACACAUGGCCUGAAGUGGAGGAAAUGUUCCCACAUUACAAGGGGAUGGAUCCAGUAACCCCGAGUCCUGUUACUCCAUGCCCACCUUUGAAACUACCAGAGUCUCAGCCAAUUGACUUCUCAGCUGUGCGUAAGAAUAUGUUUUCUCCUGCCGGAAAUCGCAGAGCUGUACCUAAAGAAAUGAAAGCUAUAUUACUGCCUUCUACUGUAACAAAAUCUCCCUUAACACCUCAGCCCAAAAGUGUACAGCUUUUAUGCCACAUUGACCGAAUUUAUGUGAGGGUUCAGAAAAGUCUUUUUACUAAUACAAAUGCUGAGAAAUAUCUGAAAGUGGGAACAUGUCUUGUGAAUAAAGACACACCUGAGUAUUACUACUUCCUGUAUCCCAUCAGCAGCUGCAAUGUACAACGUCAUGAAAACCAAAACCGUGUUUUGUAUUCCAACACUUUGUCCUAUGAGCCUGUGGCUGAUGACCUGGUCAUUCGUGAGCUACCAUUUUCUGUGCAGCUGGAGUGUUAUUACAACAAGCAUUUCCGUUCCUACAGUGUUGGUUAUCAGCCUCAAGUGGAAGCAGGAACCGUCUUCAUGAGCUUACAGGGUGUGGUCUCCCUCACACCUGUAGAUGACACCUGGAAACCUUACAGCACUGUUCAGAGCUAUACAGUUGGCCAACCCAUGUACUUUGAAGCGAAGGCUCCUGAUAGUCUUACUGGGAAGAGGAUCUACUUGAAUAAGUGCUAUGUCUCUGCCUUUCCAAACCCUGAUGCUACACCUAAAUACACUGUGAUUGACAGCUAUGGAUGCAUGGUGGACAGUAAGAUCAGUCAACAAAGCAAGUUCUACCCUAGUGACCAGAAGACCACAUUAAGGUUCUCUAUUGGAGCCCUUAUGUUUAAGAACAUGGCCUCCCAGCCUGCAGACAAGAAUGAAAUGUUCAUCCAUUGUGACUUGACCGUAGGAAAUGAGGCACCAACUGCAAGCAUAAAAUCUUGUUCGUACAAUGCGGGUACACAAGGGUGGUCAGAGCUGUAUGGAGAGAAUGCAGUUUGUGCUUGCUGUGAUUCUUCCUGUCCUGUUCCAGAACCCUCAGUGACUAUGAAGAUCUCAAGCAACGCCUGGCUGGUUGAAAAGCAGAAGACUGACCAGCCUGCAACAAAGUCUUUAGAAGUACCAGAAGACAUCAUGGCUCGUGGAGGAUUUGAGAUGUUUUGGGAUACCUUCGAUGACAUUGCUCAAUAAUGCAGAAUUGCUAGAAUUUUACUGUGUUCCAUAAUAAAUCUGGACUCAAAUGAA